Molecule: messenger RNA, 6776 nt
Organism: Eupeodes corollae
Lineage: Eukaryota; Metazoa; Arthropoda; Insecta; Diptera; Syrphidae
Product: nuclear factor of activated T-cells 5-like
Exons: 12
Coding region: 1415-5011 (1198 amino acids)
Biological process (GO): regulation of transcription by RNA polymerase II
Cellular component (GO): transcription regulator complex
Molecular function (GO): transcription factor binding; DNA-binding transcription factor activity, RNA polymerase II-specific; RNA polymerase II cis-regulatory region sequence-specific DNA binding
Source: RefSeq, a predicted model, not a curated record
AAGUAGCUCUAGUCUUUGAGGGGUUGUUGCGUGGGGAACAAACAAAAUAAAAAUAAAGAAAACUUCUUCACUUUUGAGAGUGUUCUAAAUGCUAAAUUAUAAUCAUUGUCAUUUAUUGUCAGUGAGUCGUGAGUAAGUGAGUCGUGAGUAAGUGAGUGAAUUUUUGACUCUUUUUCUGAACUGAAAGAAAAAAGCUCUCCCCCAAAAUAAUAUUCAGUUCAUCGAUCUCAGCCCCGACGAUCGCAAGAAAUAAUAAGUAACAUAAAAGAAUAAUAAUAAUAAAAGUAUAAUAUAAGAAAGAAGACAACAACGAAGUCGAAGAUAAUAAUCGUCGUGUUCAUAUUCGUAUGUUUACACCUUAAAAUAACUUAGUCGGAAUAUAGGGGAUGUUCGUGGAGGAAAUCGAGUAUAUGCUCGGUGGUUUUAAAGAAAGAACUCUACAAAGUACUUACUAUCUCUUAUCAAAUUUUGCAUACAGAUAAUAUAGGCUUCACUCGCAUUCUCAUUCUCUAAAUGUGCAUCAAAUAACGCGCCGAACGCGUCGUCCGGUCCGUGUCGUCGUAGUUUAAAGAGCUCCACCAUUCAAAUCGUAUUCUUAUUUUCGAAAAGGUUUCCUAACCAAAAACCCCCUAUUUUCGGAAACAGAUGCAACAUAUUUCUAAGUUUUUUGACCGUUUUAACAUUCAUAUGUACAAAAUAUACCUAAUUGAAGAAAAAUAAGACCAAAAAUUUAUAUUUGUGAGAAAAUUUUCGUACAAAAGUUAUCUAAUCAUUGUGAUAUUGUAUAAAAUUUAGAAUGAAAUUUUUUAUCAACAAAAUCUUCUUCGUGAUAUCGUUUAAAUUUUUCAAGUUCCUUUAGUUAGAAAUACAAAAAAAGCACAAAAUAGUUUCCUGCGCUCCUAACAAGUGAAACAAAUAUAUAAAAUUCUAAUUAUAUUCAAGUAUUUUUUGUGAUUUUAUUGUAAGAAAUAAAAUUUAGUUUUAUCGCGCGCUGUGUCCUACGAAGAAUAAAAUUUUAUUUAUUUCUUUUUGUUUUCGAAAACAAAAUAAUAAAAAGAAAAAUACAAAAAUAUAUCUAUAAAACAAAUCAGUGUACCUAUACAGAAUUUUAAACAAAAGAAUUUUUCUCCUCUCAUUUGAGAUAUAUUCAAAAAAAAUAAACAAAAAAUUAAAUUACAAAAAUAAAUGACAAACGUAAUUGUAUCAACCGUCAACCCCUAGGUCUGGGUUUAACAAUAUUUAUUAUUUUAUUUAAUUUUUUAUUUCGUCUGUUUUUUUCGCGCGCCCUGAGUGUGAUUUGAAUUUCGAAUGAUUUGCCUGAAAUUUUGUUGGCGUUAUUUUCAAUACUGCAACAUAAAAAAUUCGCGAUAAAGUGUUAAAAAAUAGGGAAAUAAUUAAAAUAAAUUAAUUUAUAAUGAGAUUCGCCUGCAAUCAAUAUAAUUACUAUGAUUCCGCUUAUCGGAUUCCAUCAAAACAUCAUAAUGCAUCUCACCUGCAUCAUAAAAAUAAUUUUGGUAUGCGAAUGACUAUGGCCACAGCUUCCACAAUGACACCCAGAGUACACAGGAAAGGCUUUCGUAUACCAUCAAAAAGACAUCCUGGUAAAGCGUUACCCGGCAAACUUCAUUCAAUGUCAAGGGUUGGUCCUGGUAAAAUACCACCCGGCAAACGAAUGCAACAGAGGCCACAACCACCGCCAUGUGAUAAUUCAAAUGAUAGUGGAUUCGGUUUUGAUCAACAUGUCGAAGUUCAAAAUAGUAAUCAACAUAUGAUAAGAUCGAUGCCUGUAUCAAGAUCAACUCGAAACGAUGCUGAGCAACACGACGAAAUCGGCACCGAUGACUCUGAUGAAACAUACUCGAUCAUACCAAAUCAUCAUCAUCACCAUCACUCAAUUCAAAACCGCGUUCAAUAUCGAGCCAAGCGUAAAAAGAUCGAAAGAGUUGUUGAACUUGAAAAUGAUGAUGCCUGCAGUGAGGAUGCAUUCAUAUCUCGAAUUGCUUCGGCAACAACAACAAUUCCUAAUAACACAUCAAUCAACAAUAACAACAACAAUCAUAAUGCUUAUGUUACACCACUGCCACAGCCAACAACAAAAUAUUCAUCAAAUGGUGCCAGAUCAGCACCUCGUGUUGCCCAUAAACGUCAACCACCAGCAUCUCUCAACAAUGUUGCUACAUCAUCGAAUGGUCGAGUGCAAUUGGAAAUUCUAUCACAGCCAGAACAGCAACAUAGAGCCAGAUAUCAAACUGAAGGAAGCCGUGGUGCUGUUAAAGAUCGUAGUGGAAAUGGAUUUCCAAUUGUUCGAAUGGUUGGUUAUAAUAAACCAGCUUUGCUGCAAGUAUUUAUUGGUACAGAUAUUGGCCGAGUGGCGCCACAUAUGUUUUAUCAAGCGUGUAAAGUUGCCGGAAAAAAUUCAACACAGUGCAAUGAGAAGAAAGUCGAUGGAACGAUGAUUAUUGAAAUUGAUUUUAAGCCAGAAUUGGAUAUGACGAUUACAUGCGAUUGCGUUGGAAUUCUAAAGGAACGCAAUGUAGAUGUAGAACAUCGUUUUCCCGAUCAUUUGGCUCAGAAGAGUAAGAAAAAGUCAACCCGCUGCCGUAUGGUAUUUCGAACACAAUUAACCCACGACGAUGGAACAGUAGAAACUCUACAAGUGUGUUCAAAUCCAAUUAUUUGCACACAACCACCUGGAGUACCAGAAAUAUGUAAAAAGUCCCUAAAUUCUUGCCCAGUAGAUGGUGGCCUUGAAUUGUUUAUUAUUGGAAAGAAUUUCCUAAAAGACACACAUGUAUUAUUUCAAGAAACCCUCGAUGAUAUUAGAACUAAUGAUAUGGUUACUAUAAAUUCAUUAUGGGAGCAAUCAGUUUUACCCGACAAAGAGUAUUUGCAACAAACUCAUCUUAUUUGCACAGUUCCACCUUACAUUCAUCAAAACAUCCUGAAACCAGUUACAGUGCAAUUAUUCAUUAUAUCCAGUGGGAAAAAGAGCGAAUCACAUACCUUCACUUAUACACCGAAAGGAACAUACACCACGCUCUCGGCUGCAACAACGUUAAGUACAUUGCAUGGUUCAAUGUCAGGACAAGAUACUCGUUACAUGGAUACAAACGGUGGUGUACCGAACGCAGCUGGCAAUGCUGCGGUCGUGCAACAAAUGUGGACUGAAACAAAGCAUGAGAUCGAUGCGGACAUGAUGCCGCCACCGGCGAGCACCCAAAUACCAAUGAUUGUGCGGCGACCCUCACUGACCAGCGCCAUGAUCACCGAUCAGAUGGUAAUCGGUGGCUUAAAGACUGAAAUUCUGGAUGAGAAUUCCCAGAAUUCGAUUGCGGAUGCUAUGCAAUCCGCCGAGUCGUUGGAACGUUUCCCUGUCGUUCAGGGCGAUAGCGGUCUGUUAGUUGAUCAGAACCCAUUGAUGAUGCAUAAUCAGCGAUUGCGCAAGCAGAGCAUUGACAUGCUGGACAUGCAAUCGAUGUCAUUGUUGAAUGAGAGUAACAGUUUGCCAAGUUUCCCCACACAUCACAGUGAUAUGAAUGCGAUGGCAGCUGCGGCAGCAGUAGAUAUCGCCGUAAAGAACGAACAAAUUGCCAAGGAGAUUCUCACGGCGGCUGUAGUCCAUCAAGGACAACAGACUGUUGACAAAUUCUUAUCGAGUCUAAGUCCGACAAUAAGUGACUUGAAGCCCUCACCGCAAAUGGAGCAGAACUCUAUAUUCAAUGUCAAUAAUACAGGCGCUGGGGCGGGAGUUAUAUUUCCGCAGCAAGCCGCAAAUAAUAUGGUGAUGGCUUCGAACGCUGUCAACAAUAUCGAUCAAACCCUCAACGACAUGUUGGCAGUGGCCAGUCACUCGCCUUCUACUGAUAUGCAGUCGCUUUCAUUGGUCCGUAGCUCGUCGGUGUCGAGUACAUCCUCCUCGUCAUCUUCAUCAUCAUCAUCGUCGCCGAACAGCUCCCCAAUGACACAUGACAUCAUUCUGAAUUCAGAGCCAGCCGCUGUCAUCACCUCAGUGAACAUGCAACAGAUGUUAAGUGGCACCGAACCAAGUGCAGUAGUGCAACAGCAGCAGCAGCAACAGCCCACUGAUCACAUCCCAGCCGAGAUGAUUCUCAAUUCAAAUAUCUCACCGUCUACUAUCCUUUGCCCACCGAACUCAGUUCCCAAUUUGAUGGUUAACCAGGUCUCACUUCUCAAUGGAAUCGGGAUGCAGCCUCAGUCAUCGCAGGAUUCCCUCUUAAACAGCAUUAUUAUGACACCGCCAUCGAACUCACCGCCAAUCCAACAACAAACAUCGCCCCAACCACAACAGCAACAGCAAUCCCCGCCACGACAAGUAGUUCCCGUUGUUGACCAACAAACCGAUCCCCAAGUUACGGCAACCUCAACGGCAGUCAGCAAUAUGAUCAUCAAAGCGGCAGCCGACUUCAUUUCAAAUCACGAAAACAACCCAGAGUCUGCCAUCGAUGCCCUAAUGAGUCUCAACGACAGCCCCAUUCAAACUCAAUCGCAGGUUUCUCAAAUACUCGGCGGAUCGCCAGUCACCACCAAUACCAUGGUUCCCAAUGCCCAACCGGGUCUGUGCUCUUCGGCACAAUUUCUUGCCAACACUAGACACCAUCAGAUGUUAGAAGCCCGACAGCAAGAGACAGUCCCAUUGGUGAAUAUGCUUCUCAAUCAUGACGUCCAGAAUGUGACUGCCACCGAUGCAGCACAAACACAAUAUUUACAGAGCCUUCAAAAAUCUAAUCAGCUGACUAUGAGUGUUUCACCCCAAACAAAUCAGGAAUCUCUCAUUCAAGCAGUAGCCUUGGCCGGGAAUGCUCUCCAGAAGAAUAAUGUUGCAGUGGCCCAGAAACAAUUAAGUGGUAUGUUGCCGAAUGUUUCACUUACUGUACCUCAGACAACAGGACCAAUACCUGCAGCUGCAACAGCUAUUCCUCAAGAAUUAACCAUUAUGUCGGACCAGGACUUGAUAAGCUACAUCAAUCCAAGUACCUUUGAUCAAAUCUGAAGCGUCAAAUAUCAAACAGAAAUUGGUUCUAAAAAAAUGCAUGUCUUAAAAAUUAACAGAGAGACACCAGAGAAUACAAAAAAAAAACAAAAAACAAUUAUCAUUAGAAGCCCCCCGUGAGAAAGAAGAAAAUUCCUUUUUUGGGCAAAUUUUUCAAUAUAAAAUAAUAAAAGUUCGGAAAAAUCAGACUUUAUUACAUACAAAGGAAUAAAAAUGAUGUAAUUUAUGAAAAUUCAUUGAAACCACAAAACUUUUUUAGCAAAAGAAAUACAAAAAGAAUAAAUCAUCCACCAUAAGUUUUAAACAAUUCAAAACAAAAAGUAUUUCUUUUUGAUUUUUCUUAAUUAAUUUUUAUUACAAUAAAUCAAAAAUCCUAAACAAACAAAAAUAUAACAAAAAUAUACAACAAAACAAAAUAUUUUAUGCAACUGUAAACAAAAGAUCUGAUAUUCCUUUUUUAUGAAAGUUUUUUAUUUUUUGUUUAUUUAUUUUUUUAAUAACAAAUGAAACUAAGAAAAAAAGUAAAUCAAUGACUGCCAUAUUUAAAAACAAAAGAAACUUAUCACAAAAAACAAAAUAUUUAUUAUUAAAUAAUAAAUACAAAUUAUAUAUUUUAUAUUAAUGUAUACAUUUUGAAAAGUGUAAUAAAUUUGUGUAAAAAAAAACUGAAAAUUUAGUCAUUUUAAAAAAAGAGUUUUACACAAAAAAGUGUCUUAUAUAAAAAUAAAAAUAAUUAAAUUAGAAAAUCAAAACAAAAAUGUUUUAUAAAUGUUAUAUGUUUAUAAAUGUUAUACUAAAAAUAAAAAAAAACAAAAAACAAAACUGGGCUACGCACACAAAAAAACAAACAAAUUAGAAUUAAUUACAUAAUUGGUUUAAUAUGAAAAUUGAGAGUUUUGUUUAAACAUUAAAUUUGUAUUUAUGUUCAUAUUCCACCUCAUUUGUCGGUAAUUUAUUUUUUUUUAAUAAUUUUUUUUUUUUUUGAAAAACAAGUCUGAUUUUUAUUACAAUUUUUUGUUUGUUCAUUUAAUUAUUAUUUUCUUGUUAUUUCCUUAAGUAAGCAAAACAAAAUAAAUGUAAUAUUGUUUCCUUAAAUUAUAAGUUUCUUUUCUAUUAUUAUCAUAUUAUCAAGCAGCUGAAAGUAAAACGAAAUACAAAAACAAAACUAACUGAAAAAGAAAAGACUUUUGAAUAUUUUUCUAAGUUUUUAAUUCAAUAAAUGGGAAGUGAAAACUAUACACCUUUUACUAAAUUCGAGCUAAAAUGCAUUAUAUGCUGUUUUAUGUUUCAAAUCGGUUUGAAAAUACAUAUUUUUACACAUUAGUUUUUUAAGAUAUACAUACAUUUUUUUUUUAAUUAUUCACUUUAAAAAAUAAAUACAUAAAUAAAUGAUAUCGAUUGAAUAUUGUGACUGGUAUUUAGAAAAGAAAGAAAAAACAAAAACCCAUCUUACAAAAUUAUUCCCUAAUCCCAUUCAAAAUGAAAACAAUUUAUUAGGACUACAUAAUCAAUUUUAAAAUUAAGAUAAUUGCUAUUAUAUACAUUAACAAUACAAAAAAAAACAAAAGAAAACAAAUUAUAAACUGUUAUACACGUCAUAUACUUAGAUUUUAGGAAAUAUUUUUGAAAAAUAUAAACAAAUUACAUACAAACAAAAUAUAUAUAUAUAUUUUAAUGUUAUCAAUAGUUGUUGUAAUUUAUAUAACUCAUAUUAUAAUGUUAGAGAAGAAAAAAUAAAAAAAUCAUACACAUACAAAAUACAAAA